Molecule: messenger RNA, 1835 nt
Organism: Tupaia belangeri chinensis (Chinese tree shrew)
Lineage: Eukaryota; Metazoa; Chordata; Mammalia; Scandentia; Tupaiidae
Gene: VPS26C
Product: VPS26 endosomal protein sorting factor C
Exons: 8
Coding region: 164-1057 (297 amino acids)
Biological process (GO): intracellular protein transport
Source: RefSeq, a predicted model, not a curated record
GGGCGUACGCCCUCUCCGCGCACGGAAUAACGGAUCGACGUAGGGUGCGGGGUCACGUAACGUCAUUGCUGCAGGAGAGGGAAAAGGGGCGGGGUCGGGGCGACCCUUAUUUCCCCUCGGGUCACGCGCGGCCGGAAGUGCCGGCUGCUGCGGAGAAUCCGAGAUGGGGACCUCCCUGGACAUCAAGAUUAAAAGAGCAAAUAAAGUUUAUCAUGCUGGGGAGGUGCUCUCCGGUGUGGUGGUCAUAUCUAGUAAGGACUCAGUUCAACACCAGGGAGUGUCUUUGACAAUGGAGGGGACUGUCAACCUUCAACUGAGUGCCAAAAGUGUGGGUGUGUUUGAAGCUUUCUAUAAUUCUGUUAAGCCUAUCCAGAUUAUCCACAGCACCAUAGAAAUGGUGAAGCCGGGAAAGUUUCCCAGUGGCAAAACAGAAAUUCCUUUUGAAUUCCCUCUGCAUGUGAAGGGUAACAAAGUCCUGUAUGAGACUUACCAUGGUGUGUUUGUCAACAUUCAGUACACUCUGCGCUGUGACAUGAGACGAUCUCUGCUGGCCAAGGACCUAACGAAGACCUGCGAAUUUAUUGUUCACUCUGCGCCUCAUAAGGGGAAGCUGACUCCGAGUCCCGUGGACUUCACAAUCACACCUGAGACCUUGCAGAAUGUCAAAGAGAGAGCUUUGCUCCCCAAAUUUCUCAUCAGAGGACACCUCAACUCAACUAACUGCAUCAUCACACAGCCGCUCACAGGAGAGCUAGUGGUAGAGAGCUCGGAGGCCGCCAUCCGGAGCAUAGAGCUGCAGCUGGUCCGUGUGGAGACCUGCGGGUGUGCAGAAGGCUAUGCCCGUGAUGCCACAGAGAUUCAGAACAUUCAGAUCGCCGACGGAGAUGUCUGCAGGAGCCUCUCUGUCCCCAUAUACAUGGUCUUUCCCAGGCUGUUCACCUGCCCUACGCUGGAGACCACCAACUUCAAAGUCGAGUUUGAGGUCAACAUUGUCGUGCUGCUUCAUGCUGAUCACCUCAUCACCGAGAACUUCCCACUGAAGCUCUGCAGGGUAUAGCCCAGGAGGGGAGCGUGAGAAGUAGGAGUGGCCACAUGGAAAUCCAGCCGGUUACUGACUGGGAGCCCAAAUGGGCAGUGUUUGUAUUUGUAAUCAUUCUGUAUCAGAAAUGAGCCUGACUCCUCAAAUUACAGUUCCUCCUCGUUCCUCCUGGCUUAGGCUUCUAGCAGGCAACACUUCUCAGACCUUUUCUUUGAAAUUCAGCGGGGCUUCUUAAUGCCUAUUGCAAGAUCAUUUCACAGAAAACAUUUCCUUUGGUUCUUGACUUUCCUGUUCCUUGUUGGGUACAGUAAAACAGCCACAAUAGCAUGUCGAACUUUGCUGAAAGUGAGAUCGUGGGGACAAAAGGAAACCCCUCUGGCUUAUUAGAGGGUGUGGCUGGCGAGGCCCAACUGCCCAGCGUCCAUGGCCAGGCACUGCCCAGCGUCCAUGGCCAGGCACUGCCCAGGAGGGCUCCAAGUGUCCUGGCUGCUUAUGGUUUAUAGAUGCUCUCCGAGGAGGACAGAGCGACAUGAACGAGGAAUGGGUAGCUUUUUUCCCACUUUAUCUGUAGUUUUUAUAACAUUUUCACUAUAACUUCAAAAUUUUUAGAUACCGAAAAAAGCAUCUCAGGUUCUCAUAGGAGUAAGAAAGAGGAUUUGAUAACAGUGGCUAGUGCUGGAGUUUCUGAAGUCUCAAGAACUGGCCUGAAAUCCCAUGCUGCCAUAUUCCCAGAAUAUACGUAAAUGCAAGGCUAGGUAAGGGAGAAGUGUGUGUUUGCUCCUGUUGUUGUGGGGCA